CCCCCCCUCCCAGAGGUCCAGUCAUCUGAGCAAUGGAUCACUCCAACGGAUACCUCCAUCUGUUUGGUCUCCUGGCUAUUUUAAUAGCUCCAGGCUGGUGUUCUGAUGAUGAGACCAGGCUAGUGAAAACUCUGUUCACUGGGUACAACAAAGUGGUCCGGCCCGUCAAUCACUUCAAAGAGCCGGUUGUGGUCACUGUGGGCCUGCAGCUUAUCCAGCUCAUCAGUGUGGAUGAGGUCAACCAGAUUGUGACAAGCAACGUCCGCCUAAAGCAGCAAUGGAAGGAUGUGAACCUGAAUUGGAACCCGGACGACUACGGAGGCAUCAAGAAGAUCAGGAUUCCCUCCACAGACAUCUGGAGGCCUGACCUGGUGCUCUACAACAAUGCGGACGGGGACUUUGCCAUCGUCCACGAGACCAAGGUUCUGCUGGAGCACACGGGCAUGAUCACCUGGACCCCGCCGGCCAUCUUCAAGAGCUACUGCGAGAUCAUCGUGCUGCACUUCCCCUUCGACCUGCAGAACUGCAGCAUGAAGCUGGGCACCUGGACCUACGACGGCAACCUGGUGGUCGUCAACCCGGACAGCGACCGGCCCGACCUGUCCAACUUCAUGGAGAGCGGGGAGUGGGUGAUGAAGGACUACCGCAGCUGGAAACACUGGGUGUACUACGCCUGCUGCCCCGACACGCCCUACCUGGACAUCACCUACCACUUCCUCAUGCUGCGUCUGCCUCUCUACUUCAUCGUGAACGUCAUCAUCCCCUGCAUGCUCUUCAGCUUCCUCACCGGCCUCGUCUUCUACCUGCCCACCGACUCUGGUGAGAAGAUGACUCUGAGCAUCUCCGUCCUGCUGUCUCUGACCGUGUUCCUGCUGGUGAUCGUGGAGCUCAUCCCCUCCACCUCCAGUGCCGUGCCCCUCAUCGGGAAGUACAUGCUCUUCACCAUGGUCUUCGUCAUCGCCUCCAUCAUCAUCACCGUCAUCGUCAUCAACACGCACCACCGCUCGCCCAGCACGCACACCAUGCCUGCUUGGGUCCGCAAGAUCUUCAUCGACACCAUCCCCAACCUGAUGUUCUUCUCCACCAUGAAACGUCCCUCUCAGGAGCGCCAGGAGAAGGCCGUGUUCCCCGGUGACAUCGACAUCUCGGACAUCUCCGGGAAGCCCACCCCGGCCGCCAUUCCCUUCCAGUCCCCCAUCACCAAGAACCCAGACGUACGCAGCGCCAUCGACGGCGUCAAGUACAUCGCUGAGACCAUGAAGGGCGAUGAGGAAUCCAACAAUGCAGCGGAGGAGUGGAAGUUCGUUGCCAUGGUGCUGGACCACAUCCUGCUGUGUGUGUUCAUGGCGGUGUGCAUCAUCGGCACCGCCGGAGUGUUUGUUGGACGCCUCAUCGAGCUCAACACUCUGUAGGGCCUUCCGGAACCUCCUGGGAAACCUUCAAAGAGGCGCCAGCCCCACACCUGCCCACACUCUGGCCACGCACUCACCUGCCCCCCCACCCCCACCACACCCUGUGUUUACGUAGCCAUUGUGAUAAGUUCAGCCAUCCUGGCAAUAUGUCUUCAGAGUGGCGGCUUCCGCAGCAAUGAAGUAGCUUGUGUUGAUGACUUGACUUUAGUGCUGCUUACUGUGUUGUGGCUGACUCCACUGUAACGAUGGGAAACCUUUGACCGACCUAGUUUGACAGGGAUCCAACCGGAACACGAAGCGUCACCAGUGUCAUGGGAUGCAUGACCCCCUGACAAUGUAACGGUUAACAAUUACGUUCGGCCGUCAAGUUUCUGGUCCCGCUGAUGGUCUGAUCUGCUUGUUCAUGAGCUCUGGGGAUGUUCAGGAGAUAGAUGGACCUUUAGGUUCCCCAGGGUUCCCUUGGGGAUUUCCCUUCAUUUGAUGCCUUUGAAGGUCCCAGGUUCAGGUCCUGGGUUACAUACAGUAACUGUUUUUAGACGCGUAACUGUUUGUAAACUUUUGUUUGAAAUGAACUGAUUGAUUUGUUAUUGGCUAGUUCACGUUGAGGAGAAUUCUUUCAUCACCUCUCUCUCCUCCUUGUGCCAAAUAUAACCCUGUUUGUUUUCUUUGGUGAUUUAGUGACUAAUAAACUAAUCCUUGUAUAUUGUA
Molecule: messenger RNA, 2120 nt
Organism: Osmerus eperlanus (European smelt)
Lineage: Eukaryota; Metazoa; Chordata; Actinopteri; Osmeriformes; Osmeridae
Product: acetylcholine receptor subunit alpha
Exons: 9
Coding region: 33-1412 (459 amino acids)
Biological process (GO): chemical synaptic transmission; monoatomic ion transmembrane transport; signal transduction
Cellular component (GO): postsynaptic membrane; plasma membrane; neuron projection
Molecular function (GO): acetylcholine-gated monoatomic cation-selective channel activity; transmembrane signaling receptor activity
Source: RefSeq, a predicted model, not a curated record